UACGAGUUAAUAUCUCUACAACAGAAUACCGUCCCGAGGAAUCAACAAAAUUCCCCCGGGCUCGCCAGCCACUCGGCCGCCACAUAACAGAACUGGUGACAGCGGUGGGAUACCAGGGAUCUUUGCAUCUGCAAUUCGAUAGGGUCCGAAUUAAUCUCAAUUAAUCGGAUGUCCCACUGACACUUUCAUUUUUCUCAAUUUUCAUAAACUGUUUCUUCUCAACGAAAUAUCACUACCAAGUCAUCUUUGUCCAUUCUUGAAUAAAUUCCCAUAAGGAUUCAUAAAAUCUUUUGCCCUUCUCUUCACAUAUAAAAGGAAAAUUCCAUUUUUAUCAUUACCUGGAAAUUUUUAAGGCAAUUCCAUUCCUGAACUUCCUAACCUUUCAUAAAUCUCAUUAGACGUUCCCCAUUCAACUCCACUUCCACUUUAAACAAACCUAAAAUUCAUUAAAAAAUUACUAGCAUACUAUAUUGCUAAACUAAAACUCUAAAAUGGCUAAAGAACCUACACCAACAGAUUUACUAAACCUAACCUAUCAACACUUACAAUCCGCGGAUCAAUCUUCUCGAAUCCGCUGUAUUCAAAGCGCUCUCAAAGAAAUUCCUACAUUCGACGGUGAAGAACCCCCACUAGCAGUCUUUUUACAACAUUUAGAAAAUGGUCUAACACUGAUAGGAUCUCAGGAUGAAGGCCUCUAUUUAACCGCGGUUUUAACCAAAUUAACAGGAGCCGCGCGUGCUAGUGUGGAAGGUAAAGGCUUCACUACUCGCCGAGAAUUUACUCGCCAUUUAAAGAAAAGAUUCGCACCUUAUAAAAAUUAUGCUUCUGCCCUCAAGGAAGUAGAACAUUUAGGAAUUCGCGAGAAUGAAUCCAUCCGACAAUAUCUCAAUAGAAAGCAGUUAGGAAGAAAAGCCAAAACUGCAAUUCCCGAUUCAGACGAACAGGAAACCAAGAAUUGUAAAGAGAAUCUCGAUAAGUCGUUACUUUCACAUUUUAUUUGCGGCCUUCCCGUGGACGCCAUACCUUUUGUCGUUGUUCGCCAACCUAAAACAUUAGACGAAGCUUUUGAAGCCGCUUUAGAAAUCGAAAAGAUCCGUCAAGAAAGGAGAGUUUCUCAUGAUUCUCCAGGAAGGGAAGAUUACAGGCGUGACUAUAGAGAUCAUAGCUAUACAGAUUACAGAAGCCCCCAUAGAGAAUCACGUUAUGAACAAUUCGAAAGGAAUAACCGAAAGUACGUUAGCUAUCCACAAUCACCCCGUGCAUAUGAUAGAUAUCCUAGACACUCAUAUGAACGCUCACACUACGACCGGAACUUUAGUCCCGGACCGGACCGCGUGUACAGUUCGCCGCAUCAGCAACAAUCGUUAUCGCCCUCCGAAGAUGAGCUCGCACAAGCCCUUGCGAAGCUUCUACACCAACGUAGGUCUAGAUCACCUACACCACGAUACUCAAUGAAUGACCGUAAUUCGAGUACACUCCACACCCUGAUUAAUGAAAUAGGAAAACAAUUUCCACCUCGUACGCCUUCACCACCUCGAAUUGAUAAUCAACGGAAUUUUAGGCCCAUGCGUUCAAGGAGUCCCACUCCUGACCCUCAACCCCAGUCAGAAAGAAACCCUAUAACCUAUUGCAGGAACGGCAGAAACCCAUCUCAUUACGGGUAUUGCAAUCCACCUUCGCAUUUCCGCUCUCGAUCUCCCUCACACGGUCCACCAUCUAAAGAAACAUUAAGGAAUUCUACUCCCAUAAGAAAUAUGAGCCCUCGAAGAUCAGACCAUUUAAACGCCGAAGGCGCUUGCCGAGUCUCCAACGAGGCGAGCGCUAUCAAAAAACCCAAUCCCCGAAACGUGACAUUCGCGGACUCAAAGAUAAGCAACCAGAAUGCAUGGUCGCAAAAGCACCAUCACCUAGAAUCACGAUUCGAGCGCCCGAAUUAAAAGGCGGUCAAGGAACUUUUGUCAUAGACAGCGGUUCCUCCGUGAAUAUUGUCCAUCUCGAAGCCUUAAGCGAUUUAGCA
This is a messenger RNA of Orussus abietinus, 2017 nucleotides long. RefSeq lists its product as uncharacterized. The record is from RefSeq and is a predicted model, not a curated record. Lineage: Eukaryota; Metazoa; Arthropoda; Insecta; Hymenoptera; Orussidae.